AACCCUCAUUCCCCCUGUUUGCUAGUAAUGGUUUGCCCCGCUGCUGAUCAACAAAGCUUUACAUUUGCCCCCGCCUGGGGCCUGCUUUGCCCCGGUCCCGCCCAUUUCAGCUUCACGAAAGGGGGGAGGAGUCUGGUCUUUCUGCGACAGGCACUGUGGGUUCCCAGCCGUCUCUUUAUCCCGGGCGUGAGCAGUUCUGCUGCUGGGAUCAGCCUCGGCCCUGACAAAGGUCAGCUUGAUCCGACGCAACUACAACUCCCUGCACCCGACCAUAGGUGCAAUGGGGUAGCUGUAGUCAAGCUGCUGUCCAUCCAAGGCUAUUAGAUACUGUAUUGGAUAAGACUAUUAUGGGUCAGACUGGGAAACGAAUACAGCAACACUGCUUGCAGAAUGAAAACUCCCAGAAACUCCCUUCACCUUCCUGGAAGAUGAUGUUGUUUGGUAUACUACUGGAAGUUGCCAUUUUAAGGACCCUCUGUUUAAAAGGUAAAAGUUUGCAUGCAGUCCGUUGUGUCUUCGCCAAGAUGGUGGCAUCUUCCAACGGCUGGGGAAGCCUUUAACAUUAUGUAAUAAAUGGUUUGUAAUGGAUAGUGGUACAGUAAACGAUUGGAGCAUAUAAGUAACUGUUCUCCUUUUUUAUCUAAUAAAAUGGCUACUGGACUUAAAAAUGUUGGCACUGCUUUUGGAGGUCCAACACCCUCCAAUACCUUCCAAAGCACUCCUGUUGAUGAUGACGAUGAUGUUGUUUUCAUUGAGCCUGUACAAGUUGCACAUAAUACUGUAUCAGUUGAACAGAGAAAUGUUGGAUUUUCAUCAUCAAAAAAUGAUUUUCAUAGGAAUGACUCAAAAUCACAUUCUUCCAACAAGGAUUUGGAUUCUUUUAAAGGGGCAAUAAGCGAGACAAUCAUCAUUGAUGAUGAGGAGGAUGUAGUAGUCAGUCAUGUGCCUGAAAAGCAUGCUUCUAGUUUUAGUGACCGGAGAACGAUGGAUUCUAGCAGACAUGUCAAUCUGGAUUUUCCUUCUUCCUCCAACUUCUCAAGAAAUAAUGUUAAUACUGGAAUGACAAGUGCUGGUAUUACUACAGAGCCAGAUUCCGAGAUUCAGAUUGCUAAUGUAACUACUUUAGAUUCUGGCAUCACUUCUGUGAAUGAUGGUCAGAUUCAAAAUGCUGAGGUGCGAGAUAUGAAUCUUAUGAUAACCCAUGUGACAUCUCUGCAGAACCCUGGCUUAGGAGACCUGCCAAAUGGAAUGCAGUCAAGUAAUUUUGGGGUUCAUGUGCAGACAUAUCACUCUCCUCAUGCUUCACAGAGCAAGAAUGGCAUGGGACCAUAUAAUCCAGGUAGAAUUAAUGUUGGUGGGGAUGUUUUUCAAAAUGGAGAGUCCGCAUCACAUCCCAAUCCUGAUUCCUGGAUAUCACAGUCUGCUUCAUUUCCCAGGAACCAAAAGCAGACUGGAGUGGAUGCUCUUUCACCUGUAGCCUCGCUUCCAAAACAGGUUUUCCAGCCUCCUCCACAACAACAGCAGCAGCAACAGCAGCCCCAAAAAGCUGUUAAAGUCACUUGUGCAAACUGCAAGAAGGCACUUCAGAAGGGCCAGACAGCAUAUCAGAGGAAAGGAUCCACUCAUCUGUUUUGUUCAACAGUUUGCUUGUCAUCAUUUUCACAUAAGCCAGCCCCAAAGAAGCUCUGCACUAUGUGUAAGAAGGAUAUUACGAUGAUGAAAGGGACAAUUGUUGCCCAGGUUGAUUCAAGUGAAUCCUUUCAGGAGUUUUGUAGUACAUAUUGUUUGUCUCUAUACGAGGAUAAACAGAAUGCUUCCAAGAAUCAGAACAAAUCAAGAUGCACUAUUUGUGGCAAAUUGACAGAGAUUCGCCAUGAGGUUAGCUUUAAAAACAUGACACACAAGCUUUGUAGUGAUCACUGCUUCAACCGAUACAGGAUGGCGAAUGGCUUAGUCAUGAAUUGCUGUGAGCACUGUGGUGAAUACUUGCCAAGCAAAGGAGCUGGAAAUAAUAUACUUAUGGUCGAUGGCCAAUGGAAGAGGUUUUGCAGCCCUGCCUGCCUCAGUGAUUUUAAGAUGAAAAACAGCAAGCUUACGAGUUGUACGGGAUGCAAAACGCAGUCCAGGUCUUUUGAUAUGACCCAGUGCAUUGGAUCAGAUGGGCACGUCGAACCAUAUUGUUCUACAGCUUGCAUGAACAAUCACAAGGCUGCAAAUGCUAAACCUCCUAUUCAAAAUGCAGGCAUUAUUUGUCAUUUUUGUAAAAGAAACUCAUUACCUCAGUAUCAAGCCACAAUGCCUGAUGGGAAACUAUACAACUUCUGCAGCUCUGGUUGUGUAGCAAAAUUUCAGGCUGUCAGUAUGCAGACAACCACGAAUGGCCAGCAUGUCAGCAGUGAUAUCCAGUUAAAAUGCAACUACUGUAAAAAUGUCUUUUCUUCUAAACCAGAAACACUGGAUUGGGAGAAUAAAGUCUACCAGUUCUGCAGUACGAAUUGCUGUGGUGACUACAAGAAACUUCAUUGUAUAGUAACGUACUGUGAAUACUGUCAGGAGGAGAAGACAUUACAUGAUACUAUGAAAUUUUCUGGAGUCAAAAAGCCAUUCUGUAGUGAAGGUUGCAAACUACUAUAUAAACAGGACUUUGCAAGAAAUUUGGGAUUAAAAUGCGUGACUUGCAACUACUGUUUUCAGAUGUGUAAGAGGGGGGCUUUCAAAGAGUAUGAUGGCAUUCUGAGGGAUUUCUGUGGAGAGGAAUGCAGUAAAAAGUUUCAAGAAUGGUAUUACAAGGCUGCAAGAUGUGACUGUUGUAAAACUCAAGGAACCCUUAAAGAAAAAGUACAGUGGAGAGGCGCAGUAAAAAACUUUUGUGAUCAGCAGUGCUUACUACGGUUUUAUAACCAGCAAAAUGAACCUAACAUGGCAACUCAGAAGGGGCCUGAAAACAUGCAUUAUGAUCAGGGUUCUCAGACUGCACGGACAAGAAUUCAGGGAGCAAGCUUAUCCGCAUCUUCUGCUAUGUCAAAAGACAUGAAGAAUAAAGCUAUUCUGUGCAAACCAUUGUCCAUGACAAAGGCAACUUACUGCAAGCCUCACAUGCAGACAAAAACCUCCCAGACAGAGGAAGAUGUGAAUACUAAGUACGUCCCAGUGCCUAUUCCUGUUCCUGUGUAUGUUCCAGUGCCUGUGUGUCUCUUCAGUCAGAAUGUUCCAGCUCCCACAGUUAUCCCACUUCCAAUACCUGUUCCAAUUUUCCUGCCAGGCUCUUUAAAAGAUGCUGAAAAAAUAACUGAACAACUAGAAGAAGUAAUAAGUAAGAGCCUCGUACAGCCUUCUGAAUCGGACAUGGUGAUUGCAAUAGAACCAGUAAAGGAAGAGAAAGCAGAAGAACAAGAAAUAGAUCUUGCAAAGGGUGACAGGAUCGAAGAAAAAGCAGAAGAGGAAGCCCGGUUUGAAGAAAGAGCAGAAGUGGAAGACAGGAUCGAAGAAAGAGCAGAAGAGGAAGACAGGAUCAAAGAAAGAGCAGAAGAGGAAGACAGGAUCGAAGAAAGAGCAGAAGAGGAAGACAGGAUCGAAGAAAGAGCAGAAGAGGAAGACAGGAUCGAAGAAAGAGCAGAAGAGGAAGACAAGAUCGAAGAAAGAGCAGAAGAGGAAGACAGGAUCGAAGAAAGAGCAGAAGAGAAAGACAUGAUUGAAGAAAGGGCAGAAGAGGAAGACAGGAUCGAAGAAAGGGCAGAAGAGGAAGACAAAAUCAAAGAAAGAGCAGACGAGGAAGACAGGAUCGAAGUAAGAGCAGAAGAGGAAGACAUGAUCAAAGAAAAAGCAGAAGAGGAAGACAUGAUCGAAGAUAGAGCAGAAGAAGAAGACAUGAUCGGAGAAAGAGCAAAAGAGGAAAACACGAUCGACGAAAGAGCAGAAAAGGUAGACAGGAUAGAAGAAAGAGCAGAAGAAGACUGUUGUAAUUCUGAAUUUCAGACUGCUUUGCCUGAUUUACCUUAUGACCCAGAUCUAGAUCUUGAAUGUGAUUUCCCAAGAGCUGCUGAAGAGCUUGAAACUGAAAAUGAGUUUCUUUUACCACCUGUGUUUGGAGAAGAACACAAGGAGCAGGCUAAGCCAAGGUGCUUUAAAAAGGGGAAGAAAAGAAAAGCCAUUUUAGAUUACCAAACUUCCGCUGAUAGCUCUGAACACUCAGAGUGUGGUUUUCCUUUUAAAUAUUCGUAUGGCAUAAACGCUUGGAAGCAUUGGAUUAAAACACAGAACACAAGUAGCGAUGAGUUAUCCUCAAAAGAACCAAGCUUCACAAAGUCUGUAAAAUUAAAAGAAGAACUUCUUCAGCACAGUCCAGCUGAGCUCAGUUGCUUAUUGGCAAGCUUUGUUAAUGAGAUUCGCAGGCCGAACAGUGAAAUCUAUGCACCUGACAGCGUCUACUACCUGUGUCUUGGGAUUCAGGAGUUCUUAUCCAGGAGCAGAAGAAAAGAUAAUAUAUUUUUUGACCCAGACUACCAUUCAUUUGGAGCAGAGUUAAACAAAAUCAUCAGAACUUGGCAGCCUAGUAUUCUUCCAGAUGGAUCUUUUUUUUCACGGGUUGAAGAAGAAUAUCUGUGGCAACUAAAUCAACUUGGCACCCAAUCUCCUAUGUCCCUUCUGUUUACCCUGAUAUAUUUCAAUACAAAGUAUUUCAACCUAAAAACUGUAGAACAGCACUUGGGACUUUCAUUUGGCAAUAUUUUUAGACUACAGAAAAACAAUCCUCUGACCAAUGAAAGUAAAGCGUGUCUUCAGUACCAAGUGUUAUCGCUUUGUGACAGUGAGGACAAAAUUGCCCCAGGCAAACGAAAGCACGAGGAUGAAGACCCAGUAUUUGAGCAACUUGAAAACACAGCUGAUCCUUCUCGGUGCCCUGUAAACGUUUUUGAGUACUAUCUCUCCAAAAGCCCACAGAAUCUGAAUCAGAAAAUGGAUGCCUUUUAUCUGAAACCAGAAACUUCUGCGUUGACUGACUCCACGAUAUGGUACACCUCUUCUUCCCUGGAUCGAAACACCUUGGAAAAUAUGCUUAUACGGGUUCUACUAGUAAAGGAUAUUCAUGAUAAAAAAAGUCAUGAACUGGAUGAAGACACAGACUAAAACUUGGGUAUGAAGCAGUCGCAAGAAAGGAAAAACAGCAUUAGAUAGUGAAGCUGCUAGAACUAAAAAAAAAAAAUAAGAGUUAAACAUUUCAUGUUUACUCCCCAUGUAUUUUAUGAGUUUUGUAGCAGAGUUACCCAGUCUGGGUACAAACAUGUAAAUACGUGUGUGACAUUUUGCCAUUUUCCUUGUAGUGAAUUUUAGGACACACAACACACACACAAAUACACUGCUCAUUUUUUUUUAUUAUUUAUUUAAUUAGCUAUGUUUGUAAGUUUUUACAUUACAGAAUCUCAACGAGAAUGUGCCAUGUGAUUUUGUUUUUUCUCUUCCUCCUCUCCCGAUAAACAGUUAUUCACAUUAUACAGUUCUGCUGUUUGAAAAAAAAAAAAAAAUUCCACAAAACAAAAAGCAGCUGUUGGUUUUUUUUGAAAUGGACAAGUCUGACUUGAACUGUUUAGACCUAGAGUUUGCCACGUCAGCGUUGGUUUUUAAAAGUCUUAGUAUUAGUGGAUUGUUUACAUUUAGUUUGGAAAGCCCUGUAAGCGGAUGUAGAGAGAUUCCAUCAUCUGUACCAAAAACUACAGAAAGGAAAAUGCUGUUCAUAACUGUGUACUGUACGAUGAAGCAAUCUAUACAUGUGAUUACUUUUUUUUCUUUCUUUUUUUUUUUUUUUUAAUUUGCCUGCCUCCCAUCUUAUUUUCCCCACUCUGAUUAAAACAUUACCAUGUCCUUA
Molecule: messenger RNA, 5863 nt
Organism: Xenopus laevis (African clawed frog)
Lineage: Eukaryota; Metazoa; Chordata; Amphibia; Anura; Pipidae
Gene: zmym2.S
Product: zinc finger MYM-type containing 2 S homeolog
Exons: 24
Coding region: 649-5127 (1492 amino acids)
Molecular function (GO): zinc ion binding
Source: RefSeq, a predicted model, not a curated record